AUGAACAUGUUUCUUCUUGAUUUGGCUCUGGCUUCCACUGUUUCCGCAGCUUGGAUUCCGAUUGGACAUGGUCCAAGUGAGUCUAGCAAGGACGCCGUUGCUUCUGCAGCCAUUCCUACCAUCGCUGAUGCCGAUCUCGAUCCUGAGUUCAAUCAACCCAUGAGAACCACACGGACCUCACCUGUACUUCCCACCGACAUUGUCUCUGAUUUCGAUCCUGAGUUCGGACAGCCCAUGAGAACUACACGAACCUAUCAGCCACCUGUUGUUCAUACCAGCCUUGCAUCUGACUUCGACCCUGAAUUCAGACAGCCUAUGAGAACCACAAAGACCUACGAGUCAGCUGUUGUCCCCACCAUCAAUGUUCCCGAGGACACUGUCAUCUUGCGCCCUAUUCAGUCUACCAAGACCUUUGAGGUUCCUGUCGAGACUCUCACUUCCAUCGUCUAUGUUCCCCGACCUUGCAACACUGGCUCAUGUCACCCAAGCUUCACCACCAAGACUGUGCUUGUUCCCACUGGUGCUCCCGCUCCCACCUCCUCUAGUGGAUGCAGCCCUGCCUGUCCCAGCCUUUGUCCACCAGCUCAUUUACCUCGUCCCAUUCCCUCUCACCCUCAUCGUCCCGUGCCCGUCCCCACUGGCAACAACCACCCUGAGUAUCACAACACCACCUACCCCGAGCCCAGACCCAUCGAGGGCAGAUUCUGGAGGAUCAAGGACCUCAGCCGCCACUGUGCCAAAGACGGAAAGUCUUGCGACUACGAGUUUGCUAUUGAGGCUGACGGCAAGACUGAGCACUGCAACAUCAACCGCAAGCCUGGCUCCGAUGCCGCUCUCGAGAGCUGGACCAACGUCCCCUGCAACAAGAAGUCUCACAAGACUGUUUCUUGGGGCUACGUCACUGAGCCAGCACCCGCCUUUGCUGUUGUCACCGUCGUCGAGGGCAAGGUUCUUGCAUGGUUUGGUGUCGCUGAUAUCAACGGCCAGAAGGUUACUUCUUCGAACCCAUUCGGCUCUGGACAUUACGGCAACCUUGGACCCGAUCAGGUCUACACUUACUAG
This is a messenger RNA of Fusarium pseudograminearum CS3096, 1062 nucleotides long. RefSeq lists its product as uncharacterized. Bases 1 to 1062 code for a protein of 353 amino acids. The record is from RefSeq and is a predicted model, not a curated record. The transcript has a single exon. NCBI's taxonomy places the organism in Eukaryota, Fungi, Ascomycota, Sordariomycetes, Hypocreales, Nectriaceae.